Molecule: messenger RNA, 731 nt
Organism: Colletotrichum phormii
Lineage: Eukaryota; Fungi; Ascomycota; Sordariomycetes; Glomerellales; Glomerellaceae
Exons: 1
Coding region: 107-601 (164 amino acids)
Source: RefSeq, a predicted model, not a curated record
GAUACCUCAGACAUCUAGAACGGUCCUGCCUAGAGCCGAGAGCGUGAGGCGGGCCGCGUAGUCGCGUGACGGCGGGGUACAACUGACUGGACUGAAGAGAACUGACAUGACGGGCCUGGGAGGGGCCUGGGCUACACAAGAAGACGCACCCUCCGCUGCAGUUGGAUGCAUCGCUUCAUGCGGGUCAGCAGCCGUGGUCGCCGCUUGCCUGCCUUUCCUUGCCUUGCCCUUCACCUGUCAGUCAUUGACGGCUCGCCUGACGAACUUUGAACGAGGGGUAGCUGGGAGUGUAGCGGGGGCCUCCUCGCGGAUAAUUGGCACGGGGCGGCUUUUGUCUGCUCUGCUUCUGACCAUUCUUGAAUGGUUACACAAGCAUUGCCGUGCCCCCUUCACACUGGUCGAUGGGCGAGCAGACAAACCAAUAAUUUUUGACUGGGCAACCUGGGCUCUGAGAAACAUUCACUCUUUUCUCUCAUUACCAGAGCCUGAUCUUCAAAUCCUCUCGCCCCGAGUGAACUCAAGCAGAGAACUUGCAUUGGCCGUGCCUUUUUCAACCUCACCGUACCAUGCAAUCAUCGGCACAAGAGGCACGAGCAUUUGACCGAAGUGAGGGGUCGAAAAACCCGGACCCGGGGCGACUUGUCGUUUGCAGUUGGAUGGACCGGGACGGGGACAUCGAGAUGGCUCGGCCAAGGCCGGGUUAAAGAAGUCUGGGUACACCUUACCAUGUA